AUGUGCUGCAACUACUACGGUGGCUAUGGCUGUGGCUGUGGCUAUGGCUCAGGCUAUGGCUGCGGAUACGGUUCUGGCUAUGGUUGUGGAUAUGGUUCCCGCUACGGCUGUGGCUAUGGCUCCCGCUAUGGCUGUGGCUAUGGCUCCGGCUAUGGCUGUGGAUACGGCUGUGGCUAUGGCUCCGGCUAUGGCUGUGGAUACGGCUCCCUCUAUAGCUGUGGCUAUGGCCCCCGCUAUGGCUGUGGAUACGGCUCUGGCUAUGGCUGUGGAUAUGGCUCCCUCUAUGGAUGUGGCUAUGGCCCCCGCUAUGGCUGUGGCUAUGGCUCUGGCUAUGGCUGUGGAUAUGGCACCCGCUAUGGGUGUGGAUAUGGCUCUGGCUAUGGCUGCUAUAGCUAUCGCCCAAUUAGCUACACAAAAUGCUAUUCUUCUUGCUUAUAUAAAGGCCCUGGAAGAGCAGAUGACAUUCAGACUUCAGAAUCAUCCUCCUACACUUCAACUAAAACUUCACCUUUGGACACCAUGUACUGCAACUACUACGGUGGCUAUGGCUGUGGCUAUGGCUCAGGCUAUGGCUGCGGAUAUGGCUCUGGCUAUGGCUGUGGAUACGGUUCCCGUUACGGCUGUGGAUAUGGCUCCCUCUAUGGCUGUGGAUACGGCUGUGGAUACGGUUCCCGUUAUGGCUGUGGAUAUGGCUCUGGCUAUGGCUGUGGAUACGGUCCCCGCUACGGCUGUGGAUAUGGCACCCGCUAUGGCUGUGGCUAUGGCUCCGGCUAUGGCUGUGGAUAUGGUUCCCGCUAUGGCUGUGGAUAUGGCUCUGGCUAUGGCUGCUGUAGCUAUCGCCCAAUUAGCUACACAAAAUGCUAUUCUUCUUGUUGUUAG
This is a messenger RNA of Chrysochloris asiatica (Cape golden mole), 879 nucleotides long. RefSeq names its product fibroin heavy chain-like. NCBI's taxonomy places the organism in Eukaryota, Metazoa, Chordata, Mammalia, Afrosoricida, Chrysochloridae. The coding region runs from base 1 to 879 and encodes 292 amino acids. The record is from RefSeq and is a predicted model, not a curated record. The transcript has 3 exons. Gene Ontology annotation, biological process: hair follicle development.